UCCAGCACAAUCCGAAAUGUUGAGUUGUGAAAUGGCCUUUGGUCUUCCCGGCCUGUAACCCAAGCAGCUUUCAGGUCAAACCUGAAGCUCUGAUGGCAGCGGAUGUUCACGCUUGAAGGUCUCGGAACCUUUGACAUUGAGACAAAGACAUCACCAGCUUCAGCUUGUCGCUCACCGAGUGUCAGGGCUCUUUCUGGAGCCACAAUCCAACGUGAUAACUCUAGAAGAGCAUGCCAGGAUUUAAAGUUGAAAAGGCCUCGUCUUCGCUCCAUCUGGGUAAGACCGUCUUCUUCCUCAUCUCAACCCCGUCCAAGAUUCUCAUUCUCACUCGCAACAAAGAAUCGUUCCUCUGAACUCCAAAGCACCUCGUCCAGCAUGUCCCCACAAACAGAGAAUACACUAGGAAGUCUCGACCUCUAUCCCGCGAGCUACUUCAUGCCAAUCCGCCACGGCGGUAAACGCCCGGUCAAAGUCGCAGGCUACACCCUCAGAGCGCUCGCCGAAACCUGCUGCAGCGAAGAGAGAUACAAUGUCGCCCGUGAAUCUCUCAUAAGCAUCAGCCACAUUCUCCAGGAGGAGAUUGAGAUGCUCCGAAUUACCGAGUCGCCUGCUAUAAAGCCAGCUGAGCAGGGCUAUCUCAGCGGCUGGGAAGAUGCCUUGUCCACCGUCAUCGGCGUUCUCAACUAUUGCAUCGUCAAGCCGGUAUCUCAAUCUUGCUCUAACGCUCGCCCCGAGACGCUGCAACAGCUUGAUCGCCCUUUGCAUUCCCUCGGGGUGAAGAAGUUGGCAGAGAUGUAUGCAUGCCGUCCGCUUCUGAGUCUGGAAAGCCUAGGACAGGCUUCCGAUGAUGUCAAAGGCAAAGGCCCGAUGACACCCGAUAAAAUUGACAUCCGUCAGGAAGAAAGUGCCGCUCGCUGGCUGGAGUUCAUCGUCGGCGACGAGUAUCGUCUGCCAAAGAAGAACUCAUCUCUGGGUAUUUCCUCGACCGAAACCAACGGCUCGGCCAUCAGCACCCCCUCAACGACGAGCAGCGGCUCCUCAGCCCAGAACCUCCUUUCCUUCCCAUCCAGCCAGGAUACCGAGAAGUUCGCCCUCACCGAAGAGAACCAGCUAGCUCCCGAUACUUCUGAGCUCAUCCGCGGCAUCGACACCAUCCAGAUCCUUCUCCACUACGAACGACAAUGCCGCAUCUCGGAACGCAGAAUCGCGGCGGAGCUGAUCAAGUCGAGUGUCCUUCGCCAGGCCAUCCUUCAAGACCGCAUCGGCCGCGAACCCAAGUCUGAGGGUGGGGGUGGCAAUGGUAGAGUGAAUGCUGAGGAUGGCAUCAAUGAUCCGAUCUUUGGUCGGACGAUGUAUGAGAAGGCUGUGGGACAGGUGAAGGCUCUUUUCAGGCGUUGGAGUGGUACAGCCUGGCAUGAUGACACAGAGACGGAGGCGAACACGGAGAUCGAUGCCGAUAUUGACCCCAAGGAAGUAAGCACGCAAGCUGUUGGAGGGAAUACUCGCUCGAUUAGGGAGAGUCUCACGGGAGAGUACGGUUAUCUCGAGUCCAGCCUCGCAUGCCUCGACCCGGAUUCGGAUCUCUCGUUUCCAAUGUUGCCGAACCCUUCGUACCAGCUAAAAUAUCAGGGAUCAGAAGCUUGCGUGCCAGAUGUACAAGUCCCCGUUUACCAGGGUUUGUUCACGAGAUCGCCGGACUUGACGCCGACCUCUGGAAGCUCAGAUGAUACAUCUGGCCAUCUCUCAUCCUCCGAAUACUGCCCGCUGCCUUGUCAGUCGGAUCUCAUGGUCAAGGCAACCAGCCCCGAUCUACUCUCAUCCUCCCAAGACUCGCUGCCGAAAGUUGAGCAGGUACCUGCUUCCAGAAAGCGGGAACGCCUCGAGCAUAAAAAGUGACCCUCCCAUGGACGUUUUGGCUGGCGCUACUCAAAGAACCUUGGAGAAGCCGGUCAUGGGGCAUCACUCGCGGCCUCGCGCACUGGUACGAAUGACUCUCAGGGAACGUCAGCAGAGCCAGAUUGUCCUGCAAGUCCCGCAGGCCCUGCACCUCCUUCCGGACCCUGGAUUGUCGUGUGCUAAUGCAAGGGAUGUCAGGAACGGGCUUCUCGCGAU
Colletotrichum acutatum is the source of this 2112-nucleotide messenger RNA. RefSeq lists its product as uncharacterized. Bases 103 to 1896 code for a protein of 597 amino acids. NCBI's taxonomy places the organism in Eukaryota, Fungi, Ascomycota, Sordariomycetes, Glomerellales, Glomerellaceae. The transcript has a single exon. The record is from RefSeq and is a predicted model, not a curated record.